GCUUUCAGGUUCAGCUUCUGGUUUCACCUGUGACUGACUGACUGUGGCUUGGGCAACAUUUGAGUUUGACGCCUUUGAAUUGUGCCUUCCUAGACGCUGUUUUCACACUCACACCAGAUUUCCGAAAUUCAGGGAACACGAUGUCGAGUGAUGAAGAAGACUACAUGUCCGAUGCCUUUCUCAAAGCUUUAGAGAAAAAUGACACUAGGCCUGGUCUAGGUUCAAAGAAAACUCAGGAUAAGGCAUUGAGUAAACCCAACAAAGUGGCCAAUCCAAUCAUUGGCAAAAAGAAAUUGGAGAUGAUGCACCGUGAGAAAGGACUACAGACAAGCUUAUCAUCGGACAAUAAAGGCUUUGCUUUGUUACAGAAAAUGGGAUAUAAGCCCGGAAUGGGUAUUGGUAAACAAGAGAAAGGCCGAGUUGAUCCUGUAUCAAUAGAGGUAAAAGCAGACAGGGGUGGCCUUGGAAGAGAUACAGAAAGAAAGAGAAAAGUGGCUGAGAUGGACAGAUGGAGAGCGAAGCGACAGAAAACUGAAGAAACAAGAACCAGUUCGUUUUUGCACAGAAUGAGUGACAGAUAUUCUGAGAGGAAUGCGGAAAGGGACCUCAGAACUGCACAGAAAGCCUGUUUACAGCUUGAUCAGCAAGAGGGACUUGCUGAACCCAAUGAGGAUUUUUUUUGGCCCCAAUCUUGUUUGGCUACUCGUUCUGGGGACGAAGAUCAAGAAGAAGAGGAAACAAUGAAUGACCCAUGUUCAAGAGUCACAGCUAGUCAUGAUGACGAAGAAGAAGAUGAAGAAUUAGAAUCUGUUACAGAGUUUUCUGAUCCGGAGAAACUGGAAAUACUUACGAAAUACCUGAGAAAUACUUAUAAAUUCUGCAUCUGGUGCGGAACACGAUAUGAUAACGCUCAAGAUCUAGACGCCUCAUGCCCAGGGAAUUCUGCCAGUUCUCAUGAAUGACAUUGGAAAAUGAUUGGCACAAUUUGUAAAUCCCUGCUGACCUCCCCCCUUCAGCGGUCUCUUUUACUGAUGGAAGUGUGACAUUGGCAUCAUCUAUGAACUCUGAUAUGUUGCUUGCAUUAUAUAGUGCAUCCAUUCUGUGAAAAAUAGGAUCGAUGGGCUUGGCAAUAUAUUCUGACCUUUAACAGACCCUAUAACAUUCCAAAACAUUCUCAGCUUCCUAAGAGGUGUUCAUUGCGAGCUACCAUUUUGUGGGUGUUCCCCACUAAGAUACUUAAUAAGAUACUGACAAGAUUUAUCUUCGUUUACCAGAUACACAAUCUCAUACUAGUGAAAUGUAGAAGAUUUGUAAAAAAUGUCUCUUGCAAGGAUAUCAUGUUGGGCUUGGAUGGAUCAGAAUGAGAAUUAAUAAUUUUUUGGUUGCAAUUCUUGCCGCCAAACAACUAGAAUAUUCUGUAAAGUUGUUAAAAAGUAUGACUUAAUAGCACAUCUGGUUAUAAGAAUUUUGGGGGAUUGUUACAUUGUAAGAAUAAGACUAGGCAACCCCUAUGGUAGGGGUCUGACAUAAGUCCAGUAAAUUUUACUUUGAUGAAAUUUAAAAUCUCAACGAAUGCAAACUAGCCUGAGCUUGCAUGAACCUGUCUGGUUUCUGACCGGACACAUGCCUUAAUUUCAAUUUCGAGAAUGUUGAAUAUUUUACUCUCACACCGUAGCCCAGUUUCCUGUCCAAGGUGACAGGGUGAUGUGCCUUUCAAGUAGUCUUUGUUGUGUCAUGUAGGGCGUUAAAUUACAACGUGGCCACGUGCUUGCCAUCAGAAGAGAGAACCACUUCUAUUGAUUUGGUGAAGAACAGUGAAGUUUGACAAAAGAGGGAACAAGAGGUGGAAUAAUACCAGCUGUUCUCCAACCAUAGUGCAAUGUCAAGACUGUUCACAUACGUGGUAGACCCUAUGGCAACAACCAUGUCUGAUAAUUGUAAGACUAUAGGGCUUACCAUUUCUUGUUACUUUUUGUGAUGCCUUUUCAGCUGUUAAUCUAGUCUUGUGUUGGCCUGUAGAGAUGAAAGACAAUAGGGAUGGUCAGGGAAACAAAAUCACUGAUGAGUUCAGCGUUCAGUGUAAUCCGGUCUGAUGCAGCCUUGUAGGUCCUACCGACCCAGCGUAUGAUGUAAGUUUAAGUGGAAGACCCAGAUGUGAGUGCAAUGUUUUUUUGUUUUUUGUUGGGUUUUUUUUUUGGUGAGUGUUUUACGGCGCUCGUAACUGCAUGAGGU
Molecule: messenger RNA, 2232 nt
Organism: Aplysia californica (California sea hare)
Lineage: Eukaryota; Metazoa; Mollusca; Gastropoda; Aplysiida; Aplysiidae
Product: G patch domain-containing protein 11
Exons: 7
Coding region: 141-962 (273 amino acids)
Cellular component (GO): kinetochore
Molecular function (GO): nucleic acid binding
Source: RefSeq, a predicted model, not a curated record